UGGUGCUAACAAAAGUCUUAGCCACUGGAGAGCAGCGUAGGGCCGUGGGUCUCCUCUCUGGGAACCAGCAACAAGUGGCUUGCAGCAGCACUUUCCCUUAGGAAGAAGUGCAUUGAGAGCGCUGGGACAGAAGGAGCUCGUCAGCUCUUCCUCUCUUCGCCCUCUGAAGCCCUAAAGGGAUGUCCUUGUCUGCCUAGUCCUGGGAUGCUGGAAGCUGCACCUACAGAUUCCUCUAGUACCGCUGCCUGACCCUGCCUUUGGAUUAUUAAGUGGAGCUGCGGCCCCUCGGGUUACCUUUCUUGCAAAAAAUAGAAAGGAGAAAAAAAAAAGAAAGAAAGAAAAAAGCAAAGAAAAGAGCAAGUCCAGCUGGAGAACCUGGGGUGUGUGUGUGAGGGGGAGGUGCAUUGCCCUCCCAGAGAUGGUCCUUGUUUAGGGGUUCUGAAGUAUGUCAAAGUAAUCGUUCGGGAUAGGAGGGUUCACUUGCCCGCUUUCCUCAACCCCUAGUUGCCUAAGAACCCCGUCUUGGCUGGUUAGACAUGGUGUGUAUGGGGAGAAGGAGAGUAUGAAGCCUGCAGGAUGGGAGCGAACAAUGGCAAACAGUACGGCAGUGAGGGCAAAGGCAGCUCAAGCAUCUCAUCCGACGUGAGUUCAAGUACAGAUCACACGCCGACCAAAGCUCAAAAGAAUGCAGCUACCAGUGAAGAUUCCGACCUGAGUAUGCGCACACUCAGCACCCCUAGCCCAGCCCUGAUCUGUCCACAGAACUUGCAAGGCUUUCAGAAUGGAAGAGGUUCUUCCACCUCAUCUUCCUCCAUCACAGGAGAGACUGUGGCCAUGGUCCACUCUCCCCCUCCAACCCGCCUCACCCAUCCUCUCAUCCGGCUAGCCUCGAAACAACAAAAAGAACAGGCGCACAUCGACCGCCUCCCAGACCACUCCAUGGUCCAGAUAUUUUCUUUUCUACCCACCAACCAGCUGUGCCGCUGUGCUCGCGUGUGCCGUCGCUGGUACAACCUGGCGUGGGACCCCCGCCUCUGGAGGACUAUUCGUUUGACAGGCGAGACCAUCAAUGUGGACCGAGCCCUCAAAGUACUAACCCGCAGGCUUUGUCAGGACACCCCUAAUGUAUGUCUCAUGUUGGAGACGGUGACUGUCAGUGGCUGCAGGCGGCUAACAGACAGAGGACUUUAUACCAUUGCCCAGUGCUGCCCAGAACUGAGGCGUCUAGAGGUUUCAGGCUGUUACAACAUCUCCAAUGAAGCUGUUUUCGACGUGGUGUCCCUCUGUCCCAACCUGGAGCACCUGGAUGUGUCAGGAUGCUCUAAAGUCACUUGCAUCAGUCUGACCCGGGAAGCCUCCAUCAAGCUGUCCCCUCUCCACGGCAAACAGAUUUCCAUCCGCUACUUGGAUAUGACAGACUGCUUUGUCCUGGAGGAUGAGGGUCUGCACACAAUCGCGGCACAUUGCACCCAGCUGACUCACCUGUACCUGCGCCGCUGCGUCCGCAUCACGGACGAGGGCCUCCGCUUCCUGAUGAUCUACUGCGGCUCUAUCAAGGAGCUGAGCGUGAGUGACUGCCGUUUCGUCAGUGACUUUGGCCUGCGGGAGAUCGCCAAGCUGGAAUCGCGUCUGCGCUAUCUCAGCAUCGCCCACUGCGGCCGGGUCACAGACGUGGGCAUCCGUUACGUGGCCAAGUACUGCAGCAAACUGCGCUACCUGAACGCGCGGGGCUGCGAGGGCAUCACGGACCACGGGGUGGAAUAUCUAGCCAAAAAUUGCACAAAACUCAAGUCUCUAGACAUUGGGAAGUGCCCUUUGGUGUCGGACACUGGCCUGGAAUGCCUGGCCCUUAACUGCUUCAAUCUGAAGCGCCUGAGCCUCAAGUCCUGUGAGAGCAUCACGGGGCAGGGCCUCCAGAUCGUAGCCGCCAACUGCUUCGACCUGCAGAUGCUGAACGUGCAGGACUGCGAGGUGUCCGUGGAGGCUCUACGCUUUGUGAAACGCCAUUGCAAGCGCUGUAUCAUAGAGCACACCAACCCUGCCUUCUUUUGA
Molecule: messenger RNA, 2052 nt
Organism: Gracilinanus agilis (Agile Gracile Mouse Opossum)
Lineage: Eukaryota; Metazoa; Chordata; Mammalia; Didelphimorphia; Didelphidae
Gene: FBXL7
Product: F-box and leucine rich repeat protein 7
Exons: 4
Coding region: 577-2052 (491 amino acids)
Biological process (GO): SCF-dependent proteasomal ubiquitin-dependent protein catabolic process
Cellular component (GO): SCF ubiquitin ligase complex
Molecular function (GO): protein binding
Source: RefSeq, a predicted model, not a curated record